AUGGUCCAAAAUCGAGCAGGGUGGCUGGCGGUUAUCAACAUCGCUCCGCUUUGUACAGGACUCAACUUCGGACUUCCGUCUGAUCUGUUCUACGUCGACCGGCAUUCUUUCGCCUGGUUUCAUCGAUGGACGGGACGUAUCUUCGUCUUUCAUUCCCUCCUCCACGGUAUCUCGGCCGCCUCGAGGGUUCAUCUCUCUGUCGUUACAUCUCCCCGAUAUCUCCUCCCAAUUCUGGCAGGGGUUUGUUUCAUUCUGAUCAUUCCCGCCAGCUGGCCAGCUCUUCAAAGACGCCAUACCCAGGUUGCUUUAAAGAUUCACUACAUUCUGGGGAUUUGGGGCGUCAGUGCCUUAGGAUACCACCUCAUCGAGCGAAAGUCUCAGGGACGUUGGUAUUUGCUGGGAGCAAUCUGCCUUUGGGUGAUCGUCAGCGGUGUCACGGGUGGAUUUAGCCUAAUUUCGAACAGGCCGUGGACUCAUGAUCGACCGGAUAUCCGUAUGAGUGCGUCCAGUGGGCUGUUGUGGCUAGAACUCAAGCUGUUGCCACGCUGGAAAAUCCGCCCAGGGCAAUAUCUGCAGCUAUGGAUGCCACGAGCUGGGCCGAGAGCCUGGAUCCACCUCCCUCUCCUUUACGUGGUCAUAUGCCACAAUGACGAUACGCACAAUAUUGUCCGCAUGGUUACUCGGCCUCACACGGGUCUCAUGCAAUCCCUGUACGAAAGAAGCCGGGUGUCCUCGAGCAGCUUCCACCUUCCCACCACCGUGCUUGGUCCGUACGGGCGUCCCGUAGAUCUGUUGGAAUAUGGUACCGUCGUGAUGGUGGUCGAAGAUAUCGGGUUUUUCCGAGUACUUUCAUAUAUCGAGAUGUUGGUGGAGGCCAGUCGUCAGCGGAAAGCGUUAGUCCGAAAACUAGAGAUUCUCUGGCAGGAUGAUGCGGUUGCAGCUUAUCCUCCCUGGGUCAAGAAGUGGAGACAAGAGAUUCUGAAAGCAGAUUUCCGUGGCUUCAAGAUUUUACAGUUCAAAAUCUUUUGCGGCGAGACCACAUCUAACGAUGAUCUGCCGACCUCGUACCGAGAAGAAGAUCGGCUUUGCUUUUAUCGUCAUUCAGUGGACAUAGGGAAAGAGAUGAAGUGCUACAUAAGAGAACGACGGGGGGAUAUGGUCGUGGCCGGUGAGUGA
Penicillium oxalicum is the source of this 1176-nucleotide messenger RNA. Its product is annotated as ferredoxin reductase family protein. NCBI's taxonomy places the organism in Eukaryota, Fungi, Ascomycota, Eurotiomycetes, Eurotiales, Aspergillaceae. Gene Ontology annotation, molecular function: ferric-chelate reductase activity. The record is from RefSeq and is a predicted model, not a curated record. The transcript has 4 exons. Gene Ontology annotation, biological process: intracellular iron ion homeostasis; copper ion import; iron ion transport. Bases 1 to 1176 code for a protein of 391 amino acids. Gene Ontology annotation, cellular component: plasma membrane.